UGCUAUGACCUCACUUCCGUGGUUGAAGAGGAAGACAACAUUGGAUGCAACAGUAACUAUUUAGUCGCACAGGGAUAUACAAAAAGGUCCUGUAUUUAACUAUUUUGUGUAAGGAAGUUGACGUCCCAAUAGUCAACAUGUUUUCCUUCAACAUGUUCGAUCACCCUAUUCCACGGGCUUUCCAAAACCGCUUCUCCACGCAAUACCGUUGCUACUCGGUGUCUAUGCUGGCAGGUCCCAACGACCGGUCGGACGUCGAGAAAGGAGGAAAAAUUAUAAUGCCACCAUCCGCUCUUGACCAGCUCAGCAGACUGAACAUCACCUACCCCAUGCUGUUUAAGCUGACCAACAAGAACUCAGACAGAAUGACUCACUGUGGUGUGCUGGAGUUUGUUGCAGAUGAGGGAAUCUGUUACUUGCCACACUGGAUGAUGCAGAACUUGCUCCUGGAGGAAGGAGGGCUGGUUCAGGUGGAGAGUGUCAACCUCAUGGUGGCCACCUACUCCAAGUUUCAGCCCCAGAGCCCAGACUUCCUGGACAUCACCAACCCCAAGGCCGUGUUGGAAAAUGCCUUGAGAAAUUUUGCCUGCUUAACCACAGGCGAUGUCAUCGCUAUCAACUACAAUGAAAAGAUCUAUGAGUUACGGGUCAUGGAAACCAAGCCGGACAAAGCAGUGUCCAUCAUCGAGUGUGACAUGAAUGUGGACUUUGACGCUCCGCUGGGGUACAAGGAGCCUGAGAGGAGGCCUCAGCACCACGAGGAGCCCACGGAGGAGGAAGGAGACGCCAACAGCUAUGCUGACAUGGACAUGGGAUUCCGGGCUUUCACUGGUUCUGGCAACCGCCUUGACGGCAAGCUGAAGGGCAUCGAGCCUAGCCCUGUCCCCAUUGAUCCCAGCGACAUCAAAAGGGGCAUCCCUAACUACGAGUACAAGGUGGGCAGGAUCACCUUCAUCCGCAACUCCAGACCCCAGCCCCGGAGGACCAUGGAGGAUGAUGAGCUGAGCAGGUUCAUCGCCUUCUCUGGGGAAGGACAGUCACUACGCAAGAAGGGCAGGAAGCCAUGAGGCUUUACGUCUUAACCUGGAGGCCCGGACUGAUUUAACACAGACUCUGAACGCUCCCAAACACAACACAAGGAAAUCAAUACAGGCCACGAUGACAACUGCGGUCGCUUGGUCCCUCAGAGCAAAGAUUUGCUGCUGCGGGGGCAUCGGAAAGGAAGGGUUUUUCAUUGUCUAAACGUAUUAUGAUCAUUUCCCAGUUUAUCCACGAUAUGAAACCGCUCAACAUUCAGCCUGUGUGUUUGAAUUUUGGGUUAUUUGUUUCACAGGUUGAGUCACAAUUUAGUUCCAUUUAACUUUCUUUUGGGGGGAAAUGUAGCCAAUGGAUUCCCCAGUUUUGCCCUGUCCUUCAUUUUGAAGGGCCACUGUCAAAUGUUAAGACAAAACGAUAGCCUACUUCUAAUAAUCACAUUGUUUCGAGUUGAAGGGUUUUCACAAUUGGGUUGGGAUGUAGGACCUUGUGGAUUAUGUCUAUCUUGGGUGAGUGGCAUGACUGCUUUUUAUUUUAUUUAUAAACUCUGACAUGAGGACUACUGCUUUGAAAUAAAGAACAUUCAGUA
Molecule: messenger RNA, 1624 nt
Organism: Hypomesus transpacificus
Lineage: Eukaryota; Metazoa; Chordata; Actinopteri; Osmeriformes; Osmeridae
Gene: ufd1l
Product: ubiquitin recognition factor in ER associated degradation 1
Exons: 12
Coding region: 138-1067 (309 amino acids)
Cellular component (GO): VCP-NPL4-UFD1 AAA ATPase complex
Molecular function (GO): polyubiquitin modification-dependent protein binding
Source: RefSeq, a predicted model, not a curated record